Macrosteles quadrilineatus (aster leafhopper) is the source of this 8280-nucleotide messenger RNA. Its product is annotated as uro-adherence factor A-like. The coding region runs from base 90 to 7250 and encodes 2386 amino acids. The transcript is spliced from 9 exons. Lineage: Eukaryota; Metazoa; Arthropoda; Insecta; Hemiptera; Cicadellidae. The record is from RefSeq and is a predicted model, not a curated record.
UUCAUGAAGUCCUUGAAGUGAUUGUGACAGUGUUGUAUCCAUUGUGAUAUUCGAGUGUUUGUGUGUAUGUGAGUUUUUGUGUUUCCACGAUGGAUUGGUGGUACAUCCCCUCACCCUGCUAUUUGGUGAUUCCAGGGGCGUCGUUGGUACCGAGGACUCCGCCCACUAUUGAGGAGCUCCUCUGGACCAUCCGGGACGCCUGGCCUCCACCCAGGAGUCUCUCCCUUGACAGUGAGCAGAGGGACAAGCCCGCCAAAGUUGCCGCAGAUGUGAUGGGGACAGGCAAGAAGGACCAGCCUGCGCCGAGGAUGGGACUUCCAUACAGACGAUACUCUGUGCCUGAGACUGUGAUGCGCAAAUACACGCUGAGUCGUGCCCAGACCUCAGCGUCGGACGUUGUGACCGCACCGACGCCGUCGGUACCUAGCAUCGGCACCAGCAGUGGAGCGGUGCGGCGCAUGUGUCACAAGGCUUGUCAGACCAGUGCGCCAGACAGUCAUCGCGCCGUCCCAACCGUCAACAUUAUACCUUCACAAGAGGUGUCCAAGCACAGUUCCAACUCAGAGUUGGCUCCGAGUGAGGAAGUGUUCGAUUAUGUCAGCGCGAACCAAAACCAAGUGUACAACGAGCUCAAUUUGCCGGGAGCUGUGAUCGAGUCCGCGAGAUUCCUCAGAGUUCCCGAUCUAAUCCUAGAUCCUCACGACAGUCCUCAAGUCUCAGAAGACGAUGUUGAAAACUAUGAUUCUGAACUUAGAAACUCGGUGGUGCUAGAUCAAGACAAGUGUACCGAGACUGAUAACACUUUGGACGAGAACUUGUCCAGUUUGAUGCAAAGUGAUAUUCAACAUGAUAAACUAUCAACAUCACGUUCGAGAAUAGAAUCAUCGUAUAUUUCAAAUGGAUUACAUGCGGAAUCCAAUCAGAGAAUUAGUCCGCCUGGUGAAAGACACCACGAUCAGAUAUUCACGGAAGAGUUGACGAUAGAACAACAACUUCAUUUUGAACAAUCCCUGUCUCCCGAAGGCACUCCCACUCCCGCCCCGACCUGUCACACGUACGACUCCCAAGGGAACAUGCUGAGUGAGUGCUACAUCACGGACUGCGAAGCGUGCAACGCCGAGGGAAGAAAGUGCUGCAGUCUCGACGAUUCUGGAUCACAAUCAUGUAGUUUUACGAGUCCUGAAAUGAUGUCAUCCAAUGAACUAAAGUCGUCAACUGACUUUACGACUAGCUCUAUGACUCUCGACCAAACCGUUAGCGAUAGAACGACGUCAACUCAAGACUCGACGGUCAGUUUAACGUCAAUUACUCCGGAAAGUGCCGAAUCCAAAGGAAAGUGUUCAAACAUAAAUAUUUCACCGAUACUAGUCAUAGAUUCUGAAACGACACUUGUAGACGUCUCACCUAAGAGCAAACAGAAAGACUCAACUCAUCAAUCAGAAUCUAAUCUCGAUGUAAAACCAAAACCAUUGGAUUUAAUAAGCGCUGUAAUAAGCUGUGAAAGUGGCAUAGUACCUGAGCCUCAAAAUUUAUCGAACAAUAAAAUCAUAAACAAAAAUACCGAAGAAAAAGAAGAGAGAAAAAUAUCAAUUACUUCCCAGACGUAUUUAGAGCUAAACAACAAUAAGAUAACAAUGACAAAGGACAUAUACACUCAAUUAUCUGAACCUUUAUCAACCAUCAAAGAAAAUGAAAUAUUUCAAACUCUUCGAGGUGGUGCAAAAUAUCAAGCAGACCAUUACUUAUAUAUCUCUGAAUCCGAGUCUGGAUUGACACAAGGUUCAGUUAGUAGUACAAGUACAAACAUGGAAGGUAAUCAAAAACUUGCAGGCAAUCAAGCAACUAGUCAUUUAUACCUGACAGAAACCGAAUCAACACCAACGGAAGAUACAGACCAUAGAGUUAAUAAAAAUAUAACAGGAGCUUAUAAAACAGACUUUUUAUACAUGACUGAAUCUGAAUCGUCCGUAGCACCUAAAACUACGUCUUCAGACACUACAGAUGCUGGUCACGACCAACCAAAAGCUGGAAACUACACAAGCAACUACAUGUACAUGAGUGAAUCUGAAUCGUCAGGAUUAACUAAAACGGUGAACAAUGGGAAAAAUUCUAAAAGAAGUAAAAAGAACGGAGGGAACUAUUCGAAAAACUAUUUGUAUAUGACAGAAACUGAGUCCCCGGACACCUGCAGAACCUCAGCUUCAGAGAGUAAAGAUGUUGAGAUCAAAGAAACUUCAGUUCAUCAAGACAUUACUGGAGCUUACAAUACUAAUUACUUGUAUAUAACCGAAUCCGAUUCAUCAGAAGUUACUGGAUUGGUACACUCAAAUGUAAAAGAGGGAUCAGAAUUGAUUAGGAAGAAUGCUGGAACUUACACGAAAAACUAUAUGUACAUGACAGAGUCAGAUUCUCUGGACACUAGAGGAACAGCACGUACAGACACUGAAGAACAUACUGACAUAAAGGAAGGGAAUGAUAAAGAGGAAUUAGAAACAGAGGAAGAAAAUGAAAAAUCUCCAAAGGCACUUGAAACUGCUACGAAAAGUGCCGGAAACUGUGCAACUGAUUAUCUGUACAUGACCGAAACAGAAUCAUCCGAUACUAAAGAGCGAGAGGUAGACAAAGAAGAAAAGUUUGAGAAACGCAAGAAUGCAGGAAACUAUUCUUCAAACUACAUGUACAUGACAGAAUCUGAAUCACCAUCAGAUACAUGUAGAUCAGAAGAGAAUAGGAAUAUUAAAACUGUUAAAUCAUCUAACUAUGCAACUGAAUGUUUAUACAUGACAGAAUCAGAAAAAUCUAAGGAAACAACAACUUCAACUCCUGUCAAAGAAGAUACAGCUGUUUCAAAACAAGGUGGUAACUUUACCACUGAUUACUUGUAUAUGUCUGAAUCAGAUUUGUCAGGAAAUAAAGUCACAGACGUACAGAGUGAAGUAGAAGCUAUUGAUCAGAAAGCUUUUGGAAACUCUACUACAAAUUAUUUGUAUAUGACUGAAUCAUCAAGUACAUCAAAAUCACAAGAAGAUGAAAGAUAUCACAAAAAUAAGAAAACAGGUGGGAGAAAUGCUACAAGUAACUUUUACAUAACUGAGUCUGAAUCAACGCCAACAACUAAACGUUUGUCUCAGAGUGAAGGAGAUGGAGAAUGCAAGGGGUUGAGCUAUCUUGGAGAAAAUAAGAGUGGAAAAUGUACCACUGAUUACUUAUACAUGACCGAGUCCAACUCCUCGGACAUCACCAAAGUUUCAACACCAGAAAACAAAAAAGAUAUUUCAAAAAAUGUUGCUGGAAACUACACUAAAGGCUAUUUGUAUAUGACAGAGUCAGAGUCAAGCAAAACACAAUCAUCAAGUGAGAAAAUUCAAAAUGCAAACAUAAGUCAUAAGCCAAGUAAAAACUAUAAAACCAACUAUAUGUAUAUGACAGAAGAUGAAUCCGGUUUCAAUCCUGAUUCGCUUGAAAUAAACACACCAUGCUCUAGAGACGAUUUUGAAAUGGACUCACUUGCCAUAAACGAGUCAACCGAUGAAUCAAACAUGUUGGAAAAUUUGGGAUUUACUGAAACUUGUUCUAUACUAGAUCGUAAUUCUGAUGUGACCAUUGCCAACACAACCGUCGAACUUAGGAGUGAAAAUACACAGGAUAAAUUCUGUGGCAAUAUAAAAUAUGAAGUAAUUUCAAAAUGUAGUGAUGCUGCAAAAGGUAAUUUCAAAGGGAACGUCAUGCCUGCUUUAGAAGACAAACUAGGACCCCAGCCAUGUAAUUUGUUGACCAGUAGAAAAACAUCAAGUCCACCAAUGAAAACCAACCAAAACUAUGAUUUAGAAUGCAAUAUAUCGGUUGAUAACGAGAAUGGUAAACUCGUUGACCAAGAAACUACCAUGGGCUCCGUCGCUGGAGGUACAUAUUGGGAAAUUCCCGGUAAGGAAUUAGUAAUUCCAAGAUUUUCUGCACUACCUCGUACUCUAUCAAUGAUAGUCAACACUUCCUCAAUGGACUGUUCCAGUGACAGUGACUUGAGCUUGGCCGAUAGUCUGGAGGAUAGUAAAAGUGACGAUAAGAACAGAGGAUUAAAACUGUACAAUAAAUACGACAAUAGGCUAGUCAGGGGUGACGUAAUCACUCUUCUACCUGAAGAAAGUGAAGCUCCCAAAAAAACCUCCAAGGAAUCACAAGCGUACUUUUUAUCAAUCACUGGUGAGGAAGGUGAAAUAAAAGUAGAACAGAUUCCUGAAGAACUGAAAAAGAAGUUGUUGAAAAGAGGGUUGGAAGUAAAGAAACACUCUGAUCAAUUAUCAACCCAUGCUCAUAAGUGUAAAGGUAAAAACUGUUUGAAGAAAAGUAAAAAACAACACCACCACUGUUGUUCAUCCGCUGGUGAUCUUUCUUCUAAAUGUAGUAGCAAAACGAGGUCACUUGACGAAUUUUCUGGGAAAAUGUCAAAAUUUACACAAUGGGAGGAUUUAGACUCCAGUAAAGACUCUUCUGACACCCUAGUGCCUUCAGAUUCUUCGGAAAAAGACAAAGACGUUAUUUUCCAAGGAGACUACAAACUUAAAGAUGUUUCCACAUCCCCUCGCAAAUGUGAGUUUAUAGACAACGAUCAACAAAACGACUUAAACUGCUGGCUGGAGACGGUAAACAGUAGUGCAACGGUUGAUGAUGAAAAUGACAAAGAAAAUAACAAAAAUACUGCAACAACAAAAAGAAAAACUGAUAAGAAACCAAGUCCAAGAUUUAAAACAAAAGCAAAAGAAGUUCAAAGAUUACAAAAUAAAUGGGUACAAUGUGAAAAUAUGCCUCAUGUUGAUUCUGACGUAGACAAAGAAAUAUCACAUUUACUUAUUGAAAACUCAAACGAUGAAAAUGAGAUCGAUUCAACAGGCGGGAAAAAGUUGAAAUGUGCUGACCACCAAGUGCCUUUUUCAAAGGACAUGUUUGUACAAGUGUCUGAAGACAUACUUGUGCAAGAUAUUGUUGAUAGUGACGUUAUUAGUAAUGCAGUCACUGAAUCAAAAUCUGUUCAAACACCUUUAAACAACAGCAGCGAAUUGUCAAAAAGUAAAAAAGAAAACCCAAACAGAAAUAAACCUUUACUUGAGGACCCAAGUAAUAAACUUGAGUUAAAUUUAACUGGUUCACCGAGAAUUAAUCAUGAAAAUUGCGAGUCUGAAAUACAAAUUCUGAAUGUCACAAGUGAAAAGGACGAAGAAAGAUGCAAAACACCAGUUUUAGGAGAGAGGCCUGACAGCAAAACGGACAAUAUCACAAAACUAGAAAAGCAGCUCAACAAACCUACCCCAAAAUUCAACGUUAAAUCAACACCAUCACGCAGGCCAGGAAACUUGGGUACCAGAUUCAAACAAAAAUUUGAAGUGAUUCCAGAAGAAAAAAGCGGGUCCUUCGAGUCUUCAAACGACGAGAAAAAAUCCCCGAAACCAACAAGAGGCAGAAGAGCCUCAAUGCCGUCUGAGAUAAUACUGAAAGAUAUCGCUCACAGUCAAAACAAAAGUAGCGACAGCAGCACAAGCAGUUCCGACAAAAAAGACGAUGAAUGUGUUCGCAACUUCCAAAGCGGUGAAGGCGAUUACCCCAGAAGACACACGAUCCAUGGCAAUCUCACUAGAAAUACAAAAACCGAAGUCAAUAAUCAAGACAAAAACGAGCACUCGAGAAGGCACACGAUCCACGGUAGUUUAUCACUUUCGAAAAGCGACGCAAUGUUGAAACAGCUCAAUCUGCUUGGAGGGACGUUGCUAAAGGGGCGAGUGUUUGGGAAACAGUCGGGAGUUAUGUUCGGGCGAUUCCGGCCGAUAAAUGAAGAGACUCAGGUGCAGAAAGACGAGAGAUCUCUUGUUGAGGAACAGCUGGAGCGUCUGAGAGGAGAUGCGUCCAAGGGAAGAGAAGCACUGGCUGUGGCUCAGACAGAAGGAGAAUCAGAAGAUCUGCUCACUCUGUCUAAAGGAUGGAUCAACUUCUACCUGCUGGGAGACAGCCAAGACCUCAACUCUGACGGCAGCAACGCUGAUGAAGGAUCGAAAGAUGGCCGAGGGGAGGACAGAAAGCGAAGCACACCUUUAAUGAAGACUGUCACGGUGGUCGGCAAGUCAGAGGAAGACCUUCGACAUCAGUUCACCGUUCAGAUCAACGCUUCUCCCGAAACUUGUCCAGAGGCGGGGAAACUUCCGAACAUCUGCGACCAGAACAAGAGCUUCAAGACUCCUUCUCUCUCCCCCGAUCUGACACUCCCAGACAUCACCCCUACAUCUUCCCCAGCCACCACCCCUCCCCUGCCAGACACUCCCCACCUCAAGCCAGAACUGCCGCAGAUCAACCCCAAGAGUAGAAACAAACGGAACGAUAAGUUCAAGAACGGAAAGAAGCCAGAGAAGACGGAGAAGCGAGAAAAAGUUCAGAUUGAUAAUGACCAGAAUCUGAGGUACAUGAAGCUGUCGUCGAUGAAACACGAACUACAGACGGAGAAGACUUAUUUUGCUAGAUCAGGGGAAGUUGCUUGUUCAGAGCUGUCGCAAUCUUCCUCAACGUCAGUGACUGCGGACAGCCCCACUCUACCUAGUAUAAAGUGGCCGUCGCGCCAGUUACAACGUAGGUCGCACUCACGCCAUCUACACACUCGUGCUGCUUCCAACAAUGCGCCAGCCAACCCCCAGGCUUGUUGGACGGUGACACUUGCAGGUAGUAGCGGCAACCCUACACAACCACCGCCUGACGUCGAGAUGAGGCUUAGCUUCAGUAACCAGCAGCGAGGCCCUGCUACUAGCCAGUCAGACUCUGGUCUGGGAGAAGACGGGCCCCCGGAGCGGGGUCAUAGAGGUCAUCACGCACUCCCCCCGCCGAGCAAACACCCUCCACCCGACACUAGUCAGUGGAAAGUGCUGCUGAAGACCCACCAAGAAACCGAGAAAUCCACUGAUCAAAUAAAAGCAGAGAAGCGAGCAAGUCUACCUGAUUUCAACUUCACACCCAGCACUGCUCGACAAAAGAAAAACAGCAAGAGAGGAGGGAGGUGUCAAGAAGACCCGUCGAGACCCGGCUCUGUCCAAGUCCAAGAAAUCCUAGAACACAACAUCAGUCUGCACAAGAGCAGCCUCACCGAGGAGGAGUGGGUCGAAGGGCUGAGCGUCACAGGCCAAGCAAUCACUCCCGAGCGCAAACCACGGGUGCCAACCAUGAGCGAGCGGGACCUGACACGCCAGUGGUACCACCGUGCACGACUCUUCCAAUGACUGAGACAUCUCUGCGACGGACAGACAUGUCUCCAGCAACCUGCUGACGAGCGCCACACUCUUGGACGGAGGUUAACGGUUCUACUAGAAUCGUUAAUUUUCCCAGAAGUGGACUUCACAAGGGGUUCUUGCCUAGUCAAAGCCUUUGAGGCACAAAGAAUAUUUUUAAGGAAAGGUUUCUACGGUGCUUACAGACGUUCACGUAACUCGAAUUUUGUAAGUUUGUUAUUUGAUUUGUUUAAAAUUUAUCAAUUAAGUAUCCUUAUUAUAUUUGUCUUGAACCUAUAAGUGCUGUAAUCAUAACAAGCCUUAGAUAUGUGGAUAAUCAAGACUGCUCAUAUUUAAAUAACAAAUCCACAAGAAGACAUUUACUGAAGUUGAUUUCAAAAAAUUUUGUCUACAAUUUAUUGACCAUUUAUCGUGAAUGCUCAUGAAAAUAGUGAAUAUAUUUUCAACAAUUAUAAGUUAACUCGCAAACUAAUGUACAUGGAAUCAUGUAAAAAUGCCAAGAAUUUAAACAUUGCAAUCAUUAGUAAUCAUAAAGGUUGGUAGCUUUGCAUUGAAUCAUAAAAAAGUACGUUAAGUGCCAUCGGAGAUGUAGUGAGAAUUAGAAGAAAACAUAAUAGAUACCUAUUAUGUAGUAGAAGAAAAAUAACUGAUAACCCCGAAUAAUAUAAAAUAUUAUUGUGUAAAAAAUAACUGAAAAAUAAUACUAACAUGCAAGAAAAGGAUUUUAAAGUGAAGGUACACCCAUCUAUAUUUCAAAUAUAAUUUAUUCCUUGAAUCCAAAGACCACAUAAUUAAGUCAAUCUUAAUGUUGUCAUAAAACAAAGUUGAACUAGUAACUAGGUUUUAUACAUUUUAUAAGUUAAUGUUUGUAAUUUAUAGUUUAACGCCAUACUUAAAAUAGUUUGUUCCUAAAAACCACAUGGCUAAUUGUUACAAAUUUGUAUGUUAAUGUUUCGUUUUUGUUUUUACAUGUUUAACUGGUUACAACUAAAAUGCAUUUUAUAUGUGUAUAUAAUUUAUA